AUGGGCGACGUAUUCCUAGGCUUUAGGCCGAGGUCGAGUGACAUUUUGAUAGCUAUUAUGGGGAUGACUGGGUCUGGGAAGAGCACUUUCAUCUCGCUGUGCACUGGACAAGAUGUUCCCGUUGGCCAUGAUCUGCAAGCUUGUACACAGCACGUCACUGCAUACCAAUGCAAAUGGUCAGAUACCUCUGAUAUAUAUCUGCUGGAUACUCCGGGGUUCGAUGACACGAAUCGAUCAGAUACCGAAGUUCUCAAAGAGAUUGCUUUAUGUCUUGCCAAGACAUAUGAAGACAAUGUCAAACUGAGCGGGAUCCUAUACCUUCAUAGAAUCACAGAUCGUCGUAUGGGCGGAUCUGCUCGAAAGAACCUCAUGAUGUUCCGGAAGCUCUGUGGAAAGGACAGUCUCAAGAACGUUAUUCUUGUCACUACUAUGUGGGAAGCCGAGAACGCAGCCACGGGAGAAAAGCGAGAGCAAGAGCUGAUCGCCACGGAUGGUUUUUGGGAAGCCCUGGUCGAAGAAGGCGCUCAAGUCAAUCGUCAUAAUAAUACCCUCUCAUCCGCAAUGUCCCUGCUCAAAACUGUUGCCAAAAACAAUCGAGUCACUAUUUCCAUUCAAAAGGAAAUGGUCAGUGAGCAUAAGGAUCUAAAUGAGACUGAAGCUGGCAUUGGCCUUAACUCGGACAUUCUUCUAGCUGAGCAAAGGGUCAUCAAGGAGAUGUCAGAAGCCCUCGAAAUGGAGAGGCAAGCCCGGAAGGACCAGGACGAAAAGUCAGCCGAAGAACAACGCCAAUAUCGCGAGACGAUGAAGAAAAAGAUUGACUAUCUCAAUCAAGAACGAAAAAAUCUCAAGGUCAGUCUUGAAGAGAUGAAAGAACAGAGACGUCGCUUCAAAGUCCUGGAAGGGAAGUACCAAGAAAGCCAAGAGCGGGUGGGCCAACGGGACAAGAAGAUUGAGGGUCUGGAAGAGCAACGCAAGAUCCGAGAACAUGAGAUGCUUCAACGAACCGAAGAAACUACCAAGGAACUCCAGAUUCUCCGCCUUCAGCUCAGCGAGAGUGGAACUGCUAGAAUGGGGAUCUCGAGAACGGGACCUCGAAGCUCAAUGUCUCAUUAUGUAAAGCCCCCCUGGGACGUUUCCUUGUUCCUAUCAAGAAAGGACUUCUUCUUUGGAAAUAAAGGGGAAAGCUUUGAAUGCCGCCAAAACGACCUGAAGCCAUUGAUAGGUGACAAUGAUAAACACAAGAUUUGUGCACUAGGCGCCAACGGAUCAUGGCUCUACCACUAUCAUACUGGAAGUGACCUUAACUGUUGGACAUGUUGGUCCGACUCGUUAGCGACCGAGUAUCCGAAGCUCGUCGCAUGGCUCGAAAAGCACCAAAAGUUUGGAUGUCCCAAACACAUAAGCCUUGGUACCAAAGGUUUCUUUUUCAUCACCAUGAUGGAUAACUCGGCCUACUGGCGUUUCCCAAAGUCCGUGUCUAGAGAUCUCGGUGAGUACACUGUUGCAACUAUUGCAGGGUCCAUCCGAAGGUUUUGGUUUGGCUACAAUCAUGAUUACGUGGCCGAAAUGGAUACUGCUGAGUAUCAAUGGCGCAUUGAUAGUUACGGAAGUCUUGAACGCUUAGUCGAUGCAAUUGCCAAAGAAGAAGAAGGAAUCAAGCAACUUGCUAUGAAUAUUGAGGAUCCUAGAGGGUACAUUUUGAUCAAGGAUGGAGGAGGAGCAUUAUGGAAUGCUGGAACUAAUAGUGGCCGGUUUGACGAGUCAACUUGGCAUAAGUUCAAAGAUCACAACCAGGAUACCUGGUAG
Molecule: messenger RNA, 1806 nt
Organism: Fusarium mangiferae
Lineage: Eukaryota; Fungi; Ascomycota; Sordariomycetes; Hypocreales; Nectriaceae
Exons: 5
Coding region: 1-1806 (601 amino acids)
Molecular function (GO): GTP binding
Source: RefSeq, a predicted model, not a curated record